AUGAUCACACCUACAUUGAUUUGGUUGUUUCGCAAGGCUGCUCGCACCUUAGAAAAUACCAAAGCGUUGGCUCAAUCUCGAAGAACUUUUCACCAGAGAGUACCUAGAUCUGCGGUCAAGGUGACAGAUUGUGCUGGUUUUGAAGAAAACAAUGUAAAUAUUAUAGGUCUACCUGGAAAAUGGUGGUGCGCGUUCGGGGUUGUCAAAAUGAAAUCUUUGCUGUUCGUGGUCGUCGGAAUCCUUACCGUCCACUGCGACAUCGACAAGUUCGCCAAAAACAGAACGAAUUAUCCUCGGCCUGCCGGCAACACCAGCGUGCCUUUCAGGUGGGACGACUUCAGUAUCGAGAGGACUCUGCUCUCCGCUGAACAGACGGGAAAACUGUGCCUGAAAAACGUCGACAAGUGCAUCGAACAAGAUCUGAAUUAUGAAAGUACGGCCAACGGCCUCUCCAGCUUCCUCCUCGGAACCCAACCCCCCUUUGACCUGAGUCAAGUCCCCGGCGUCUCUCCUCUGUGCAAGAAACAGAGCGAGAAGUAUAUAGAAGACUUGAAAAGGUUCAAAUUAUGGGCACUGAAAAUGUAUGAUUCAACUGCUAAACUACCAUCAGGGUUAUUAAAUGGCAACCUGAAUCAGUUAGGUGACUUCGAUAUGUGUUUACAAAGCAAAGAGAAAAACGAAGAAAUCAGUGGACAAUAUUGCUUAGCUUCCAUGCAAGUGGAAGCUGGAAAUUCUAGUCCGUACAUCCUUGCAUUACACAGGCUAAUGCACUCACACUUCCACUUCAAAAGCGAGCUAGAAGACCCCGGUCACCGCAUCCCCCGCUUUUCCUCCAUCAACUGGGCCCUGUGCAUCCCCAACGCGUGCACUCCUAGGGACGUGGAGCUCGGCCUUACAACCACCGUUGAACAAAUUGUCAAAAACACGGACCUCCGCUUCAAGGUCCUGGUCAGGCCGGAGAUGUGCCACAAGAGCCACAGGAGCCCGGUGCCGACGUCGACGAUUACAGCAAUAUGUGUCUUUGCUGGUAUCGUGGGUCUCGUGGUGUUAGGGACGGUCUAUGACUACUUCACCGAGGGCACCAAACACAGGAAUGAAUGGAUCCUGGCGUUUUCGCUGCUCAAGAAUGCGAUGACACUGACGACGAUUCAGAAGUCGGGAGACGAUCUGGCGGCCAUCCAUGGGAUCAGGUUCUUCAACGCGAUUUUCCUGGUGCUGGCACAUAAGAGUAUGGCGGUGUUCUUCGCGGCGUACGUUAACAGGACAGAGAUGGUUGAGCCAAAUAAUUGUCAAAGUAUCAAACAGCGGCAGUGCCAACAAUAUUAUUUUAAAAAUAAAUUUCCUGGCCUAUUAGAGGACUUUUUUAUCAUGGUAUAUAACACAAUGCAAGAAGAAUAUUGUUUAUUAUGA
Zophobas morio is the source of this 1410-nucleotide messenger RNA. RefSeq lists its product as uncharacterized. Lineage: Eukaryota; Metazoa; Arthropoda; Insecta; Coleoptera; Tenebrionidae. The transcript has 9 exons. Bases 1 to 1410 code for a protein of 469 amino acids. The record is from RefSeq and is a predicted model, not a curated record.